Messenger RNA from Centruroides sculpturatus (bark scorpion), 1024 nucleotides. Its product is annotated as low-density lipoprotein receptor-related protein 1-like. The record is from RefSeq and is a predicted model, not a curated record. Lineage: Eukaryota; Metazoa; Arthropoda; Arachnida; Scorpiones; Buthidae. The annotation marks the transcript as partial. Gene Ontology annotation, molecular function: protein binding. The transcript has 9 exons.
AUGUCUAGUUCUAAAGAACAAGGAAUAUCUGAAAAUUCAUGCAGGGUAAAUGUAAAUGGUAUUGAUUUAUCUUGUAAACUAGAACGUGUAACGUAUAUAAUUCCUAAUGUCUUUUCGACUGCACGUCAUAACAUUAUUUUAAACAAUCAAGCAGUUGCCAUAGAAUUCUAUCCAACAGAAAUGAAUGAUACUCAUCACGUCACCAUUGAUAUAAAUUAUGCCAGAAAAAUUGCUACAAUCAAAAAUGGCAAUAAUGAGGAAUUAUUGUUAGCAUUAACGUAUUCUAUGGAUAACCGAACAUGGAGGAUAAUAAACAAGGUAAUAUAUUUAAAAGAAAUGAAUAUGUUUUAUGACGUAUCGUACUAUGGACAUCUCUUUACGAUUGUGUUUCUACCUCACAAUAAUGUAAAAGAAAUCAAGGUGGACAUUUCGUUUUGCGUUGAUAAAGAAUGUGCAGACGUGGAAAAGUCAUCGUGCCUGGAAAAUUGUUUAGAGAAGAAGUUAAGGUGCAAUGGAACAAUGUGCGUUAACAGAAAUGACUGCCCUUGCAAAAUAAAUGAAGAACUAUAUCCACCAGGAACCCACAUCACCAAAGACUGUAAAAAUAUAACUUGCAAUAAUAAAAUGCAUACCACUUCUGAUAUUUCUUGCAGUAAUAAAACUAUUACGUGCAAAGAGGGAGAGGAAAGAAAAUUAAAUAAAGAAACAUGCGUUUGUACCUGUAUAUGUGAAAAACAUAAUAUUAAAUGUAUCGGAAUGAAGAACAGUACAAAAUGUGUUCAAAAAUAUAAAAUUUGCGAUAAUGAAACAGAUUGUGCAGAUGGAAGUGAUGAAAGUUGUUGUCCAGUGAAUCUUGGUAAUGAAACUACCUGUGAAUUAAAUAGCAGUCGAUGUGACACUUUCCUUCCAUCCUGUAAACUUCGAAGAAAUUUCAUUAUAGGUUUUAAUAAAGAAAUUCGGUCAUGUGAAAUAUGUCAUGGAAUUUUAAUAAGAGAAAGGGGGAAAGAAAGAUUUACAGUGACCU